AUGGAGAAGAAGUUGAAAUCGGUGCAACUGAAAAGGCAUCAAGCGGUCGAAUUGGUGAAAAGUAUAGAACAGUUUACGAUCGGCUACGUCGAGGAAAAUGCCAGUGAAAUACCAGUGUGUUUGGAACAACUAGAAAGGUAUUAUGAGGACUUCCUACAUGCAAAUGCGAAAGUGAUGGAACUCGAUGAGGAGGCCACAGAUGCGAGUGUAACUGAGCGGUGUGAUAUGGAUACACGGUAUCGUCGCGUUAAGGGCUUUCUUCUACGAAAGCAACCACCUCCUACGGCCGCGCAAAAUAUGUCGAAUGAGUCGAUGCUAUUAGCGAGCUCGACUCUCAAUAGUUCGGGACGAUCAGGUGCAGUAAAUUUGCGGCUUCCAAAAAUCGAAUUGCCUACGUUCGAUGGCGAUUCCACCAAGUGGUUAACGUUCCGCGACCGAUUUGUGGCGAUGAUCGACAGUGCCAGUGAGAUACCGAAUAUAAUGAAGCUGCAGUAUCUGCUGUCCUCCUUGAAGGGCGAGGUUGGUUUGCUUUUCGAGCACACCACAUUGACAGCAGACAAUUACGAGGUGACGUGGGCUGCCUUGCUGAAGCGGUACGAUAAUCCACGUACGCUGAUCCGGGAGUACUAUCGGAAAAUUCAUCACCUGCCGGCCGUGAGCUGUGACAACGUGGACGAUUUGGCGCUGCUCGUCGAUGAAUUCACGCGGCAUGUGAACGGGCUGAAGAAGCUCGACGAACCGGUGGACACCUGGGACACGCCACUCGCCAACCUGCUUCUGAUGAAGCUGGAUUCGUCGACCAUUCUGGCAUGGGAGAACCACUCAGCACAACAUAAAAAAGAUAAGUACAAGGAAUUAGUAGACUUUUUGCAAGAUCGUGUACGAAUAUUAAAAUCAUCGCGCGAGUUUUCCAAUAACGGUGACGGCAGUUUGAGAAUGGUGGCCGGCAACAGAAGGGUCUCCGACCAUAGGCCGAGAAUUGUGGGCAAUGCUGCAACUGCAAGGAGAACUUCGCCGAAUGUUUCAGCUCAACAGUGUGUUUUGGGUUGUGCAGAGCUUCACAAUCUGCGCAAUUGUCCUGCAUUCUUGCGAAAGGACGUACAGCAACGCCGUGAAGUAGCCACCCGUGAGCGACUGUGUUGGAACUGCCUCAAUCGCAGUCAUCAUGUGAGGGAUUGUCGUUCCGCGUUUAAAUGCACUACGUGCAACGCACGCCAUCACUCCUUGCUGCACGUAACGCCAAUUGUCACAAUGGUUGCGCAGUCGGAUGAUGAAGUGGUUCUGCUGGAAACAGUCCAACUACAACUGGUAGAUGAUCAUGGCAAUAAACAUACAGCACGAGCACUGUUAGAUUCCGGAUCGAUGUGCAACUUUAUCUCCGAAUCUAUGGCCCAUCGACUGUUGAUACCGCUGUCCAAAGUAAGCAUUGCUGUAUCGGGUAUAGGGCAAAUCAAACAGCACGUAAAGGGUUCCAUCACAGCGACCGUUCGAUCGCUAGGAGAAGACUUCCAUUCGUCAAUGGAAUUUCUAGUGCUCAAGACUCCGUCAGCUGAAAUUCCAACCAUUCCCUUAAACAUUGCGAAAUGGAACAUCCCAAACGUACAGUUGGCAGACUCGUCUUUCCACGUUCCGGGAAAGGUCGAUGUUGUAAUUGGUGGAAACACGUUCUGGGAGAUACAUACUGGAAGGAAACAGUCAUUGGGUAACGGAAGGCCAUGGCUGAUAGAAACUGCGUUUGGAUGGGCGGUCUCGGGGAAUACUUCCCAACUUGCUGGCCCCAAUCUACGAUUGUGUCACACGGCCGCCAACGAAGGUGCCAUCGAACGCUUGCUCCAGCGGUUUUGGGAGGCUGAGAGUAUUAUGGAAGGUCCUGCCUUGUCAAUUGAGGAGGACAUGUGCGAAAAACAUUACGUAGCUACCACGAGCCGUAAUGCACAAGGUCGCUACAUUGUGUCUUUGCCGCGAAGCCCCAAACCUGAAAGAACGCUGGGUUUGUCAAAAGAGAUAGCAGAUAAUCGUUUACUGGGUGUAGAACGUCGACUGAAGGCCAAUCCUGAAAUGGAAAGGGAAUAUAUUAAAUUUAUGAGAGAGUAUGAGUCGUUGGGACACAUGAUCAAACUCACGGAACCCGUUGAUGACAACAAACCACAUUGCUACAUUCCUCAUCACGCGGUAGUCAAAGAGACCAGCACAACAACCAAGGUGCGUGUUGUUUUUGAUGCAUCCUGCAAAACAACAUCUGGCUACUCGCUAAACGAUACUCUGCUGAUUGGUCCAACAGUGCAGGAUGAUCUGCUUACAAUCAUCCUACGCUUUCGAAAACACGCUGUCGCAAUAGUGGCAGACGUAGAGAAAAUGUACCGGCAGAUUCGUCAUUGUGAAAACGAUCGAAAUCUAUUGCGCAUACGUUACCGUGAAUGUCCCUCCGAUCCCAUUUCCACGUAUGAGUUGCAAACGGUGACCUACGGUACCGCAACAGCACCAUUUCUAGCUACUCGAACGCUACAACAAAUUGCGCACGACCACAAACAACAAUACCCUUUGGCAGCCGACCCAGUGCUACAUGACUUUUAUGUGGAUGAUUUGUUGACUGGAGCAGAAGAUGUAGUAGAGGCCGUUGGAAUGCGAACGCAAAUUUCGCAAAUGCUUGAAUCGGCAGGUUUCCUCUCGAAGAAGUGGGCAUCUAACGUCUCCGAAGCGCUUGAAGGAGUUCCGAGCGACGAUCUAGCGAUCAAACCAGUUCUAGACUGGCAGGAAGAUCAAGCGAUUUCAACAUUGGGCUUGGUUUGGGAACCGUCUAACGACAUGCUACGGUUCACAGUCGACCUUCCACGACCAGCUCAAGAGCUUACGCGAAGUUUGGUCUUGUCUUACACGGCCAGAAUCUUCGAUCCCUGGGCCUACUAG
Messenger RNA from Anopheles merus, 2907 nucleotides. RefSeq lists its product as uncharacterized. The coding region runs from base 1 to 2907 and encodes 968 amino acids. The record is from RefSeq and is a predicted model, not a curated record. The transcript has a single exon. NCBI's taxonomy places the organism in Eukaryota, Metazoa, Arthropoda, Insecta, Diptera, Culicidae.